Messenger RNA from Gopherus evgoodei (Goodes thornscrub tortoise), 1149 nucleotides. Its product is annotated as collagen alpha-1(I) chain-like. Bases 158 to 1132 code for a protein of 324 amino acids. The record is from RefSeq and is a predicted model, not a curated record. Lineage: Eukaryota; Metazoa; Chordata; Testudines; Testudinidae. The transcript has 2 exons.
GAGCGAGUGCCUUGUUUCCCUGGAGGUGGAUGGGAGAAAAGUCUAUGGAUACUGGGACACAGACGCUGAGGUGACGCUGGCCCAGCCCGAGGUGGUAGCUCCAGAUCAGAGCCACGCGCCAGGCGGUGGAGUAGCAUGGGAGAGCCCUGGCCGAGGCAUGGGCAGCGCUGAGGAGCCGGAGAGCCUGAAGCUGCUCACACAGGAGGGGGCGGCUGAGGACGUGACGAGCGGCUACCUCCACCCCUCCCGCUGUGGGGCCAUGAGGAACUGCUGCGGCACCGAGGCCAGCGGCACCGAGCCCGGCAGCCAAGGCAGCACAGAGAGACCAGCCCAGGCCCCCGCCAUGGCCCAGCAGUCCUCACCAGAGCCCGCGGCUGGCAGCCGAGCCUUGGCUCUCAAGGGCCCCGGAGCGGGAGCCAAGCGAACGCCUGUGGCUGUGAGCUGCUUGGGACAGAACGGCGAGCGGAGCUUGGGCCCCUUGGCGCGGCCCGACGGCUCCUUCGUCCCCCAGGGCCCUCCAGCGGGGGUGGGCGCUGCCAUGACCAGCCCGGGGCCGUGCCUCAAGGGGCACAGCAAGGACCUGCCGAGCGCCCCGGCUGCUCUGAAACACGUUGCAUUUCUUGAACCAGCCGACACAGACCCUGAGCCAGACGGUGCUGGAGCCGCUGCGGUCAGUCUGGAGCUGGGUCCGGUGCCUCGCACAUGCCCGCAGGACCGAAGCCAAGAGCAGCCUGGGGCCUGCAAGGGAGCCGUGUCCCAUUGGAGUGUGGGAGCCCCCGGCACAGCACCGUUGUCCGAUGAUGGCGUGGGCACACCCUGUGGAGACGCUGGUGGGAAAGCACCUGCGUCUCUGGCAGAGGCCAAGGCCCAGCUGGGACCCCCGGCUGCCCCAGGACCAGGCGGCAACGGGGACAUGGCGCUUCCUUCUCCUCUGGAAGCGACCAAGGAAUCCACCCCGGGAACGGAAGCAGCGUUAGGUCCAGGAACCAGGCUGGAUGCAGGCCCGACCCCGUCAGCCCGAGCCAAGGAGACCAGUCCUCCUGCCCCUCUCUCCAUCCAGAAAGCUGGCCAGAGGCCCCCUCUGCUGCUGCUCCCAGCAAGUCAGGGGGGAGAGCCAGGCGGCUGCAGCUGAGGCCGGAGGGGGACCCG